Molecule: messenger RNA, 1098 nt
Organism: Adelges cooleyi (spruce gall adelgid)
Lineage: Eukaryota; Metazoa; Arthropoda; Insecta; Hemiptera; Adelgidae
Exons: 2
Coding region: 220-1098 (292 amino acids)
Source: RefSeq, a predicted model, not a curated record
CAGUUUACCAAACUUAUUGCUACACGAAUAUUGAAUGAAAGCUUGUGUUUUCAAUGUUAAACACAAAAACUACAGUCUAUGACAUUAUAUUUUGUGUCGACAAAUAAAAAAACUCUAUACCGAAUGAACAAACAAUAACGAUAUAUACUUAAAACAGUAAACACAUUUUCAAAUGCCAAACGUGAACCGUUUAACCUAGAACUUUCUGUUUGAGACCGAAUGUACAUAAUAUAUUUUCUUUGUACUGCGGAGUUAACACAAAAUAUUUUUUUUGCCGGUAAAAUUUUUCAUAACGUGUCCAUUAUGAAUAUGUUAUUUUUAUUGACCAUGAUCAUUGCACUAGCAUCGUACUCGCACCAGUUUUUGCCGGACGAAAAAGAUAAUCAACAACUUAUCGACAAACUAAAUGCACUUCUUAUAAAUUCCGGAUGGGGUCGGCUCAAUCACCUGGAAGUCAAAUAUCACGACGAUACACAAGGUCAGUCUUCUUUUUCAGGAAUAGAUCUACUCAUAGUCCGUGAAGAACCCGAUCAAUGUAGUGUCACCAAAAAAAAUGUGGGAAAAAAAUACUACAUGACCGUUACGCUGUUGGGAUGUGUGUAUGCAAAUGCUAUGCAUAAGUUCGUACAGUUGAUAAGACCUAUUAUAGUGAAAUGCAAUAUCGAGGUACGUCUUGCGAAUCAAAGAGCAAAUAACCAAAGACGUACCAACAUGCUAUCGUGUGAUUCAGCUAGCGCAAUUAUGAUUCGAGAUAUAAAUACUACACCUCACAAGUAUGUAUACCGCGAGGACGCCGAUGACAAUAUUACCACAUUUCAUAAAAAUCUAAAAAAAAGUUUAAAUAGACAAGUAAGAGGGGUUUUGUCACCUAUAAUGAGGGAAUACUGUAUAAUACCAAAAGAAUCUUAUGACAUUGAUCUUAAUCAAAUUCCUUCAACUGAUGCUAAUACAAUAGAAAAUGAAACAACCGGCCAGCCCCUCGAGGCAAGUAGCAGCAUUGAGGAUGUGGUCAAAUUGGAGAUCGAAAAACACGUGGAAGAGGUCAUAAACAAAUACUUUUUGGAUUUAGGAUUUCACUACGUUGAUAUUCCGAAUUAA